GGUGAACAUCUUAACUCUAUUUUACCACUUUCCCCUAACAUUUUUAUCUUCCUCUCUUUGUCCCUUUACAAAUUACAACACCAAUACGAAACAAGUUAAAUUUCUCCGGCGGCUUUGAAUCUAUAGGAGGAGGAAAGGAACACAGAGCCACCGGUGUUGUAAAACAUUUAACUUUCAGCUGGUAAAUGGUAGUUAGAGAGACAAAGAUGAUGUCUGAGCGAGAAGUAGAGUCAUCGGCAAGACAUAAUGGAGGAGGAGCUGGAGGAGGAGGAGGAGGAGGAGAGAAUCAUCCGUUUUCAUCAUUGGGAAGACAAUCAUCCAUCUACUCAUUGACCCUCGACGAGUUCCAACACGCUCUCUGUGAGAACAACGGCAAGAACUUCGGAUCCAUGAACAUGGACGAGUUCCUCGUCUCUAUUUGGAACGCUGAGGAGAAUAACAACAACAAUCAUCAAGCUGCCACAGCCGCAGCUUCUCAUCCUCCAGUUCCACACAAUGGUUUCAACAAUGGUGGAGGUGAGAGUGGAGUGUUUGGUGGUGGCUCUUCAGGUAACCAAAGAGAUAACAAGAGGUCAGGGAUAGCUAAGCAGCCAAGUCUUCCACGACAAGGCUCGUUGACACUUCCAGCUCCGCUUUGUAGAAAGACUGUUGAUGAAGUUUGGUCUGAGAUACAUAGAGGUGGAGGUGGUGGUGGUGGAGAUAGUAAUGGACGCAGUAGUGGUCAAAACAAUACUCAUAAAGGCGGUGGUGAGAGUGCGGCUAGGCAACCAACUUUUGGGGAGAUGACACUUGAGGAUUUCUUGGUGAAGGCUGGUGUGGUUAGAGAACAUCCCACUAACCCUAAACCUAUUCUGAACCCGACCCCGUCCAAUGUCAUACCCGCACCUACGCAGCAGCAACAGCUUUACGGUGUGUUUCAAGGAACAGGAGGAGGAGGGUAUCAGCAGGCACCACCGGUUCAACCAGGUGUUUGCUAUGGUGGUGGUGGUGGUGGGUUUGGAGCAGGUGGACAGCAGAUGGGGAUGGUGGGACCGUUAAGCCCGGUGUCGUCAGAGGGGUUAGGACAUGGACAAGUGGAUAACAUGGGAGGACAGUAUGGAGUUGAUAUGGGAGGGUUAAGGGGAAGGAAAAGAGGAGGUGAUGGUCCGGUAGAGAAGGUGGUUGAGAGAAGGCAGAGGAGGAUGAUCAAGAACCGUGAGUCUGCUGCUAGGUCUAGAGCAAGAAAGCAGGCAUAUACAGUGGAAUUGGAAGCAGAAUUGAACCAGUUGAAAGAAGAGAACACUCAGCUAAAACAUGCUUUGGGAGAGUUGGAGAGGAAAAGGAAGCAACAGUAUUUUGAGAGUUUGAAGACAAGAGCACAACCGAAGUUACCGAAAGCAAGCGGGAGAUUAAGGAAAUUGGUGAGGAAUCCAAGUUGUCCUCUCUGAACAAACAAACAAUCAGUAGGAGACAGAAAGAGGAACUGUCGGUUAGUUAUGUCAUGAGGCAUGAUCUUCUCUACUUACUUUCUUGUCGACAAGAAAGUAGAUUCCCUGUUUCAACGUUAUGAAUCUUUGGAGAAUAUAACAAGUGUUAUGUUAUUAGUUUUAGUUACAAUCCUUCUCAAGUGUCUGUUUCAGUCUAUAUCUUCCUUCGGUGAGUACUGAACUGUGACCACUACUCUUGGUCCAGA
Messenger RNA from Eruca vesicaria subsp. sativa (arugula), 1672 nucleotides. NCBI's taxonomy places the organism in Eukaryota, Viridiplantae, Streptophyta, Magnoliopsida, Brassicales, Brassicaceae. The record is from the annotation of a GenBank genome assembly.